UGUGACGCUUUGCGCAUGCGCCCUGGCUUACCAGCAACAUCAGGAGGAAAGACGAGGAUGGCGGAGGAUGGGAGGGAAGAGUCUGUGGCCGCUGACGAGGACUCAGAGCACACAGCUGUAGACGGGAGCAGCAGCUUCACCAACGCGAUGGUGGAGGAGGGCUCCUCUCUCCUGCGCAGAAUGGAGAUCUGUGUUGCUGAGGCUGAGAAAAGGAGCGGCAAAAAUGCGGUGAACAUGCAGGAGACGUUCAGCGUGUACCUCAUCGAGACACGGCCAAUGGAUGCAGUCGCUGAAGGUCGUAACCCAGCACCGGACUCUCUGUGGAGGAGAUACAGUGAAUUUGAACUGCUGCGGAACUACCUAAUAGUUACCUAUCCUUACACCGUGGUCCCCCCUCUGCCUGAAAAGCGGGCAGAGUUUGUGUGGCACAAGCUGUCGGCAGACAACAUGGACCCAGACUUUGUGGAGCGCCGCAGGGUCGGGCUGGAGAACUUUCUGCUUCGUGUGGCAUCACAUCCAGUCCUCUCAAAUGACAAGAUCCUCUACCACUUUCUCACCGAGGAACAUGGCUGGAAGGAAGUGGUAUAUGAGACAGGAUUUCAGGCAAAGGCAGAUUCCAGGCUGAGAGCGCUCAGUGCCACCUUCAGGGUGAGAAAUCCAGAUAAACGCUUCAUGGAAAUGAAACACUACAGCGAUGAGCUGCAGUCUUACACAUCGCAGCUGCUCCGAGCACGAGCAAGGGUUGCAGAUCGACUCUACGGUGUUUACAAGGUCCAUGGAAACUAUGGGAGAGUCUUCAGUGAGUGGAGCGCCAUAGAGAAAGAGAUGGGAGAUGGACUGCAAAGUGCAGGUCAUCAUAUGGAUGCAUAUGCUGCCUCAAUAGAUGAUAUCUUAGAAGAAGAGGAACAUUAUGCAGACCAAAUAAAAGAAUAUCUCUCCUAUGCUGAAGCUCUGAGGGCAGUCUGCAGGAAACAUGAGCUCACCCAGUUUGAGCUUGAGAUGGCCUCGCAGGACCUCAUCUCUAAGAAGCAGCAGCGUGAAGAACUGGCCACAGGGAUUGUGCGGACCUUCUCCUUCAAAGGCAUGACCAACAAGCUUUUUGGCCAGGAGGCACCUGAGCAGAGGGAGGCCAGACUGAAGCUGCUGGAGGAGCUGAUAGCAGAGGGUGAAGAGACUGUCAAGGAGAAAACGGUGGAAUGCGAAGAACACGUCGAGAGGGCGUGGGUGGACAUGCAGCGCUUUAAGGAGCAGAAAGACAAAGAUCUGCGGGAGGCGCUCAUCAACUAUGCUGUCAUGCAGAUCAGCAUGUGCAAAAAGGGAAUACAAGUGUGGAGCAAUGCCAAAGAAUGUUUCCUGAAGAUGUGAAGUUGAAGCCAUACUCAAAAGACUUCCACUCUCUGAUGCUCAGCUGUGGAUGCUGGGUAAUGAUGGCAGAGUCAUUGUGUAUAAAGAUAAUGUAAUUUCAAGUAUUUACACAAAAUGUGUGCAUAUGCAACUCAUUUUCAUGAGUGAACUGUUGAGCUUUAGCGGAGUGUUGGAUCUCUCAAGCACAUGGACACCAGAGACUUGACUUUUUAAACAUUUAACCAAGACUAUUUUCUGCAACCUUAAAGAACCACUUCACCUGUUUUACCUGUCAGUCAUUUAACUAGUCAUGUGAUUAGUAACUUGACUGAGACUGGUGCGUAUAGAGUUUGAAAGACAUGGGCAUUAACCAGGCAGGGAAAGACACUAUCAAGUCUAGGAUCCAGGAUUUUUGAUACAUGGGACUAAAAGUCUGUUAUUUCACUGCUGCAUUGAUCCACAACUGGUGCUGUUUGUUGACUGUAAGACAGCAGAGCAGACAGGAUUUUAGAUGUCUGAUUUUAGCAUAAUUUCAAACACUAGAUUAACUAUAAUCUGCUUUUAAGGAUGCAAUCUUCCGUUACAUGAUUUUACAAGAUCAGUUUGUAACCACGGCAACAGGUAUACAGAAAAUGGUUUCACAAAGAUAAACCUGUCUUAGAUCAAACUAAUAUUCAGACUUCAGAUGGAUGGCUAAAUUCAGCCACUGCACAAAGCUUUAGUUCUUGACUAGAUACGAAUGACUUUUUUAAACUGCUGUGUGAGACCACUGCUUUCACUUUGUCUUUUGUUUGUAGCUGAUCUGUCCUCACCGGUUACUGUGCUCUUUAAAACUCUUACCUGUCUCGUUUCUUGCUCCACAACAUUGUCCAAAAAACACAACUUAUGAGCCAUAUUUUCUUCUUUUUUGUCAUUUGGUGCCGCUGGUCAGCAGGUAUCCCUGAUUGUUACUAUGGUAACAUGCUCCUUGGUACAGCAUUUGCCUGGGUGGCUUUUAUGCGAGACAUUAGAUUCAUAUGAUUUUUGAGUGUUUCUUUGAAGUAAAAGUCAAUUUACUGACUGAAAUCCUUUGGGAAAUAUGAUGAUGGUGAGCUGAUGCCCUCUCCUAAACAGCCUGCUCAUGGCCUCUCAGUCCUAAACAAGCUCUGAGGACUCAAACAUCCUGUCUUCACUUUCUUCUGAGCACAAACAAACCAUGCCAGGACUCAACGGUGACAAAGGAAGUAAAGUGACCAUGGCCCCGUUUAAUAAUGACCUGAACCCUGCAGGUCUGAUAACCCGGCCAGGGCUCAGGGAGGACGCCAGUACAAGUUAAGUGACAGUGUGCCAGUUAAUGACCAUCACUAAUCCAUUAUUAAGAGGAUCUGGUCUUCAUCAGUAAUCCACAUUGGGAACAAGCACCAAAAGAAGCAAACGUCCAUGACUUGAUGUAACAUGUUUAAUUAGUGUUAAAGGAAGAAUGGGAAGUUUCAUUUCAACAUGCUUGUUUUCGUGCAGGAACUGAAGUAACUAGUAGUGGGGGUCUGGUCUGGGCUGGGUACCCCCCACCCCUGAGAGUUGCAUUUCUGUUGAGACCGAGCGAUAGAAGAUGUUUUACACUGAAAUGUCUUAAAACUGAAAUGGAUUGAUUUUAUUUUAUGUUCUGAUGGUCUGUUAUAAAUGUAUGUAUGCAUAUAUGGGGACAUAUGUAUGUUUUUUUUAUUUAAAUUUAAUUAAAAACUGGAUUAACAGUCUACUACUUUGGUUACGAAUUCAGCCAAGCAAGCUAAUGUGUGUAUGGUGUCUUGGCUGUUAGAGACACUCUAAAUUUGAACUACAUGUUAGUGGUGGAGAAUGUUUAUUAAACCGCUGCUGCUUUAAUACAACAAAUUGGCACAUUAAGCAGACAUACGUAGGCCUUUUACUACAUGUCUUAUUUAAACUGUACCAUUUCCUGCUUGCCAGCAUUAAGCUUUGGGAGUGUGUUUGAGGUUUUCAUAAUUCCAUUUGUCCAUAUUUAUAAUUCAAAUUUAAAUGCUCAAUUCUAUUUAUUUGAAUAAAUAUGUGACACAUCA
This is a messenger RNA of Micropterus salmoides (largemouth bass), 3398 nucleotides long. RefSeq names its product sorting nexin-4-like. NCBI's taxonomy places the organism in Eukaryota, Metazoa, Chordata, Actinopteri, Centrarchiformes, Centrarchidae. Gene Ontology annotation, biological process: protein transport. The record is from RefSeq and is a predicted model, not a curated record. The coding region runs from base 16 to 1365 and encodes 449 amino acids. The transcript has 14 exons. Gene Ontology annotation, molecular function: phosphatidylinositol binding.